CUGAUGUUCAAAAAGCCUUCUCUCUUAAGCUCUGGUGGAAAUGGAGGACUCAAGAAUCACUCUGGUGUGACUUUAUUAAAGCGAGAACUCAAUGCCUUGUUAACUGCGACUGAAUUGGCGAUGAACUAUGGUAUGCGAGAUGUUCAGGUGGAGACUGAUGCCACUAGGUCGUUGGAUAUCAUUUGGGAGGAUUCCGGAAAGUAUACUGGUGUUCGAAGUUUCAGAAGCAAUGCAUAUGGGCUGGGCUAUUCUUUUAAUCAUGUGUUCAGAGAAGGUAAUACAACAGCACAUUGUCUUGCUAGCCAGAGGAAUGCAACGGCCCAAAUUGUUCUUUUUGAUCGGGUUUGUCACCUUCCGAUAAUGGUCAAGAGAAGUUAUUUUGCGGAUCUUUUUGAUCUUCCUCAUCUUCGGUUCUGAUUUCUUUCUGAUAUUUUGUUGGGUCCGGUUUGGUUCCUUCAAUUAUCUAUGUUCUUCCCUUCUUCGGUUGAUUGUAUUAUUUUAAUUUUCCUUUUGGGAGAGGUAUUGGUAUAGUCCCCCUCCUCCCUUGUUUUUUCUUUUUAUUUUUACUAAUAAUACAUCGGUAAAUGUCCCCCGGCAUUUACCCCACUGAUUUUGGUGGUUUGCUUUUCCGGGAUAAAAAAAAUCAA
This is a messenger RNA of Cuscuta epithymum, 647 nucleotides long. The record is from the annotation of a GenBank genome assembly. Lineage: Eukaryota; Viridiplantae; Streptophyta; Magnoliopsida; Solanales; Convolvulaceae.